Molecule: messenger RNA, 261 nt
Organism: Monoraphidium neglectum
Lineage: Eukaryota; Viridiplantae; Chlorophyta; Chlorophyceae; Sphaeropleales; Selenastraceae
Exons: 1
Source: RefSeq, a predicted model, not a curated record
CAGCCGCCGCAGCAGCGGCCCCGGCCGCCGGCGGAGCUGUCGCGCGCGGCCGCGGACGCGCUGGCCGCGGCCGCGUUUAGGAAUGCGCAGGAUGACUCAUUUAGGUCCCCCUGGGCGGCCGCCGCGGGGCGGCAGGGGCUGCUGGCGCGGCUGUUUGCAAAGGGCGGGAAAAUGGACGACUGCACGUGCGUCGUCGCCCUCGUCAGGGACGCGCGCGCCGCCGCCGCCGCAACCUCGGACGGCGCCGGCGGCGGCGCAUGA